Molecule: messenger RNA, 1601 nt
Organism: Eruca vesicaria subsp. sativa (arugula)
Lineage: Eukaryota; Viridiplantae; Streptophyta; Magnoliopsida; Brassicales; Brassicaceae
Source: the annotation of a GenBank genome assembly
GUUUGUGUGAUGGAGAGUUAGGGAGAGUGAGCUUAGAAAAGGAACAUACUUUCUCUUGUGCCCUUUAUGCUGGUCUGCCUGAAACAUAGAAAGUUUUCUCUCUCCCUCCAAAGUUUAUGAUAAAACUGUGUGGUUCUUGACAAUUUACAAGCUUUUUCUUUGUUUCUUAUGGAUUUGCUGCUUUAGCUUCGGUAUUAGGCUUAUGAAAUCAACCCACAUCUUCAAUGGACAGCAACAUGAGAUCUCCGUUGUGGGACUGGGAACAUUUGAUCAUGUCCAACUCUUCAAAGACUGAAAAUGACAAAAGACAGCCAUCUAAUGAUUGGGAGAUUGAGAAAGGUGAAGGGAUUGAAUCUAUAUUCCCCUCUUUCUCUGGCCUUGAGAGAGUCAGUAGUGGCUCUACCACCGGUCUCUGGCACUCCGCUCUAUCGAAAAGCUCACAGUCCACCUCCACCAACUCAUUAUCUCCCAUAAUUAGACAAACCAAGCUUACAUCAGAAAGUUCCCCUGGAGAUUCUUUCAGCAACAUAGAUUUUGUCCAGGUGAAGACAUCUACACAGCUCUCUGCUGCCUCUACUGAAUCAGAUCUUUGUUUAAAACUAGGAAAGCAGACGUACUCUGAAGACUUCUGGGAUAGAAGCAAUAAUGACAUUUCAGCCGUUUCCAUGGAGCUGUUGACUCCUUCUGUUGUUGCUCGUAAGAAAUCCAAACCGUGUGGUCAGAGCAUGCAAGUCCCUCGUUGCCAAGUUGAUGGCUGUGAACUGGAUCUCUCAUCUGCUAAGGAUUAUCAUCGCAAGCAUAGAGUCUGCGAAAAGCAUUCAAAGUGCCCAAAAAUUACUGUGGGUGGCCUUGAACGUCGAUUCUGCCAACAGUGUAGCAGGUUGCAUGCCGUCUCUGAAUUUGAUGAGAAGAAACGAAGCUGCCGUAAACGUCUCUCUCAUCACAAUGCAAGGCGUCGCAAGCCACAAGGAGUUUUUCCACUGAAUCCACAGAGGGAUUGCAAUCCAAGACAGCAUUCAAAUAUGUUGUGGAAUGGGUUGUCCCUUAACACCAGCUCUGAUGAAAAGUAUGCUGCAUGGAGUCCCACUUAUGAUACAAAGCCUACAGAGAUGGAAAACGGCUUUACCUUGAGCUUCCAGAGAGGCCGUGGCCCUGAGGAGCAGCUGUAUGCUGGUAGUAGCCGAUCGUUCUCUGCGUUUCAAACCUCUGGAGGGUUCUCAGCAGGGAAGUCAAGCUCUCAACUUCCAGACAAAGGUGUAGGUGAAUACUCAGGAGGCCUCCAUGAGUCGCAAGACUUCUACAGUGCUCUCUCUCUUCUGUCAACGUCUUCGGAUUCGCAUGGGAACAAACACAAUCCCAUCGUCGAACCACAGCCAACACAUGGCACUUUCCCUACCCACUUCAUAUGAAUAAAGAAUGGGAAGUCACUCCGUUAUAAGUCAGGUUGCAUCCGGUGGUAGUUUCUUUUGGAAUAAAAUAAGAAUGUGUAACGUACAUUGCUUGAGCGAAACCAGUUACAUGCCUAUUUAGUUAACUUCUUGGAUCAUGCUGUAUUGUAUUUGUAUUGUAGACUUCUUGAAUUCUGUUGAAUGUAAGCUUCG